Anopheles coustani is the source of this 599-nucleotide messenger RNA. RefSeq names its product phosphopantothenoylcysteine decarboxylase (gene Ppcdc). Gene Ontology annotation, molecular function: FMN binding; phosphopantothenoylcysteine decarboxylase activity. Gene Ontology annotation, cellular component: phosphopantothenoylcysteine decarboxylase complex. The transcript has a single exon. Bases 1 to 573 code for a protein of 190 amino acids. The record is from RefSeq and is a predicted model, not a curated record. Lineage: Eukaryota; Metazoa; Arthropoda; Insecta; Diptera; Culicidae. Gene Ontology annotation, biological process: coenzyme A biosynthetic process.
AUGAAAGUUAAGAAAAACAUUCUCAUCGGGUGCACCGGCAGUGUGGCCACAAUAAAGUUGCCGUUACUGGUGGAGCGGCUUCUACAACUCCCAAACUUUGACGUCGACGUACGCGUGAUAGUGACGGAGCACGCGCAGCAUUUUUUCUCUCGUGACGAUCUACCGCACGGGAUCCUUCUAUACACCGAUCAGGACGAGUGGACUAGCUGGCAGAAGCGCGGUGAUCCGGUGCUGCACAUCGAACUCGGUAAAUGGGCCGACCUUCUCCUGAUCGCCCCACUCGAUGCAAAUAGCCUUGCCAAGAUGGCCAACGGUCUGUGUGACAAUUUGCUGCUCUGUACCACCCGAGCGUGGGAUCCGGCCAAACCGCUACUGUUCUGUCCGGCAAUGAACACCCGUAUGUGGCAGCAUCCGAUCACUGCUACGCAGGUGGAAACUCUCAAGUCCUGGGGUCACCGAGAGAUUCCGUGUAUUGCCAAGACGUUGAUGUGCGGGGACACGGGACCAGGAGCGAUGGCUGAAGUGGACACAAUCGUAGCAACCACAGACGAGACACUAACGGCACAAAGGUGAUCAGGAAUUAAUAUACUUAAAUUGUA